Aspergillus alliaceus is the source of this 1177-nucleotide messenger RNA. Its product is annotated as class I SAM-dependent methyltransferase. The record is from RefSeq and is a predicted model, not a curated record. The coding region runs from base 8 to 862 and encodes 284 amino acids. Lineage: Eukaryota; Fungi; Ascomycota; Eurotiomycetes; Eurotiales; Aspergillaceae. The transcript is spliced from 4 exons.
CUUAACAAUGCUGAACACAGACGACAAAUACAUUUUUAGCAGAGACCGAAAAGAAUCACAAAGGCUCGAUACACAGCAUACCCUGCUGGUGAAGGUGGCUAGAAAUACUCUGAUUCACCCAUCAAUUCCCAAAGAUGAUGUUCUCUCUGUCGCUGAUAUAGGGACUGGAACUGGAAUCUGGCUGAAAGACGUUUCGCAAUUGCUGAAUGGAACUUCCUCAAUCCAGCGCUACUAUCAUGGGUUCGAUAUUUCACCCCAACAAUUUCCUGACUCGCCAGGGAAGAUUCAGUUUUCUGUCCACGACAUAACAAUGCCGUUCCCGAAGGAACACUGGAACCGGUACGACCUGGUCCAUGUGCGACUAUUGGUUGCUGGUCUUGCAGAAUCUGAAUAUAAAACCGCGAUCACCAAUAUCUACGAUAUCUUAAAACCGGGAGGUUAUCUGCAGUGGGAGGAACUUGACGAAGAAACAUACGUCUCAAAAGUCAAUCCGGUGAUUUGGGAGAUCCGACGGUGUUUUGACUUCGGACUCAAGGCUGAGGGGAAAUGUUUCCAGGCAUCAGCAAAGGUAUUCAAGGAGAGUAAUGCAGUCGGGUUCCGGCAUGUCGUGCGACUAGCUUAUGACUCGGACUGGGAUGGUAGUCUUCGUCUCGAAACGGAGAAAAGGCUUGCUGAAAUCAUUCAAACGUUAUAUGCGGGCCUACUACUGCGAUCCGGGCAAGUUGUUGAUGAAGAGGCGGCAACGAAGAAGGCGGAAAGGCUUAUUGAACAGCAUUGGCAUCUUUGUGCGCGGGGCAUCUCCCCACCAGUGAAGCUGAUGAGGGUUGUUGGCCAGAAGCCAUUGAAUGUGGCAGCUCUGUAGGGGUAUAUCGGGUCCUCAAUUUUCUCUGUAUAGAAUCAUCCUCCAGGAAGAUGUGUCCUAGUUGUUGUCAAUUCGAAAACAAUGCAUGGAUAAGCUUGUAAGCAAUCAUGUGAGUAUGUUGGCUCAGCCCCAGACAUCUGUUCUUGCUCGCACGUUUCGGUCUUACCAUGUCUUCCUAUGAUGACUCUUGAGCAUAUAAGACGACAGCUGGAGCAAGCUAAAAAUGUUAUGCGAAGACGAACUGUUUGGCAUUCUAUGCAGUCUAUCGAUGAUAUCAACCAAGAUAUUGGAAUAUUUAUUUAGUUUAUAUUCGAG